Messenger RNA from Paraphaeosphaeria sporulosa, 267 nucleotides. RefSeq lists its product as uncharacterized. Bases 1 to 267 code for a protein of 88 amino acids. The transcript has 2 exons. The record is from RefSeq and is a predicted model, not a curated record. Lineage: Eukaryota; Fungi; Ascomycota; Dothideomycetes; Pleosporales; Didymosphaeriaceae.
AUGUUGUUCAAGAUGUUAGCACUUCUUGCGCUUCUUGCGCUCGUCGUCAUGGCUACGCCCAUCACCGAAGCCGCCACCAAUCUUGCACCCACGCCCAGCAUCAACGAUGCCCUCAGCAUCGUAGCCCGCGCGCCUAUGAAAGAGUUCACACAGAACAUGGAUGUGAACGACCCCGGGCCGGGAGGACGCCAGGAAAAAGGCGGUCCGAAGGAGGAAUCUUGGAUUGACAAAACGGCCAAUGCUAAGGCUGAUUGUACUCUUAUGUAA